Lucilia cuprina (Australian sheep blowfly) is the source of this 2460-nucleotide messenger RNA. Its product is annotated as ATP-binding cassette sub-family G member 4. Gene Ontology annotation, cellular component: plasma membrane. Lineage: Eukaryota; Metazoa; Arthropoda; Insecta; Diptera; Calliphoridae. The coding region runs from base 332 to 2359 and encodes 675 amino acids. The transcript has 10 exons. Gene Ontology annotation, molecular function: ATP binding; ABC-type transporter activity; ATP hydrolysis activity. The record is from RefSeq and is a predicted model, not a curated record.
GUGUUUAUUGUUGUUGUUGUUAUGACGAGUGAAACGUGUGUACAAAGAAAUUUGGUCAAAAUCUUUUUAAACCGGUUUUGAGUUACUUUAACGCAAACUAAAAAAAACAAAAAAUUAUUACUCAAGAGUAAAAUAUCCAGUUUUAGUAGGUUCAAUGUAUUCAAAAUUCUUCGCAACAACAAUAAAUUACUAAAGAAAACAAUAACAGCAUCUGUGGUCAAGCUAAAAAUAAAAAACACAACGAAUUUUUUAUAUAUUUUUUACACUGUUUGCCUGCCCUAGUGAUAAGUUUCGCAUAUCGGUUGUUUAGCCGAUAAAGUAUUUUUUACACAUGUUAUCAGCCAGAGAUCAAUUCUUUUCUACUACGGCGCCUUCAACGGCCGCUAUGGGUUUGGGUCUUGAAGUUGUCAGUGAAUCGCAGCCUCCAGUUUAUAACACCACAACAAUGCCUUUGCUAACAUCAAAUGGUCACCUGGACUAUAAAAAUGGCGGACGUACACCCGCAAAUUCACCCGUCGAAACACAGGCACCAACACUCAAAUCAGAAAUGGCCAAAGAUAAUGGACGUUUUUCGAAUUUACCCACUCGUGAACCGAUCGAUAUGGAAUUUAAAAAUCUAUCGUUAACAGUUAAUUUGGGAUUUAGAAGAGGAAACAAAGAAAUUUUACACAAUGUUUCGGGAAAAUUUCCCGGUAGUCAAUUAAUUGCCAUUAUGGGACCUUCGGGAGCUGGUAAAUCUACACUGUUAGAUGCACUAUCUGGUUUUAAGACAACCGGAGUAAAUGGUUCCUUAUUGGUGAAUGGAAGACGUAGAGAUUUGGCCACCUUCAGACGCAUGUCCUGCUAUAUAACACAAGAUGAUCGUUUGCAGCCAUUGCUGACCGUUAAUGAAAAUAUGCACAUUGCAGCUGAUCUUAAAUUAGGACCCAAUGUUUCCUAUGAGGAAAAAGAAGCGAGAAUAGAAGAUAUUUUAUUAUUGCUGGGCUUGUAUGAACACGAUCAAACCAUGACAAAACGAUUAUCGGGAGGACAAAAGAAGAGGCUUUCUAUAGCAAUGGAACUUAUUAAUAAUCCAACUGUGAUGUUUUUGGAUGAACCUACAACAGGUCUUGACAGCAGCUCUUGUACCAAAGUUUUAGAAUUAUGUAAAAAACUUGCCCAACAAGGACGUACCAUUAUCUGUACUAUCCAUCAACCCACUGCCAAAUUAUUCCAAAUUUUCGAUCAAGUUUAUGUUUUAGCUGCUGGUAAUUGUGUCUACCAGGGCAGUACCGAAAGAUUGGUGCCAUUUUUACAAACUGUCGAUUUACCUUGCCCCAUGUAUCAUAAUCCAGCCGAUUACAUCAUAGAAUUAGCCUGUGGUGAAUAUGGCCAGGAUAAGGUGGAAACCUUAAUAUCUGCCUCGGAAAAUGGCAAUUGUUUAACAUGGUUCAAUAAUCCCGAUAGUAUAUUAAAAUCCGAGGAACUAAUGCGUAAAUAUCCCAUACCGAAAAAGACAAAGAAACGUUCCUUGGAAGAUACUAGUUUUUUCAAUCAACUAUCGGUGCUUAUGCAUCGUGGUUAUAUCAAAGCUAAACGUGAUACUACUUUAACACAUUUACGAAUUGGUGUCAAUGUUUUUGUGGCCAUUAUAUUGGGUGCCGUGUAUGCCAAUUCGGGCAAAGAGGGUUCUCGUGUUAUAGACAAUUAUAAUUUAUUAUUUGCGAUAUUAAUUCAUCAUUCCAUGACAACUAUGAUGUUGACAGUCUUAACAUUCCCCAUUGAAAUGUCUAUAUUAUUGAAGGAACAUUUUAAUCGUUGGUAUUCUUUAAAAGCCUAUUAUACAUCAAUCACUUUGCUAGAUCUUCCCAUAUCGAUUGUUGGCAGUUUAUUAUUUACCAUUAUUAUUUAUCUAUGGAGUUAUCAGCCCAUGGAAUGGUUUAGAUUUUGGAUGUUCUUUGCCAUUAGUGUUCUUACCGUAUUUGUGGGUCAAAGUUUUGGUCUAAUGAUCGGUGCCUGGUUCGAUGUAGUGAAUGGUACUUUCUUGGCUCCUGUCCUAACCAUACCCAUGAUGAUGUUUGCUGGUUUUGGUGUAACACUACGUGAUAUGCCCGGCUAUUUACAAUGGGGCAGUCAUAUUUCUUAUCUGCGCUAUGGUUUAGAGGGUUUUGUAGGUGCCAUUUGGGGUGAAAAUCGUGGUACAUUGGAGUGUGAAGAAGCACCCUACUGCCAUUAUCGUUAUCCCCGUAAAUUUUUGGAAGAAAUUACCAUGCGUGGCGAUCAGUUUUGGAAUGAUAUUAUUGCUUUGUGCAUAAUUGUUCUGAUAUUUAGAAUAGCUUCAUUUGUUAUACUUAGGGCCAAAAUUAAGUCGGUUAAGUAAAUAGUUCUUUUUUUACAUUUAAUUUGUUGUGUGCAAUAAAAUAAUUAAUGCAAUGCUAAAGUGUACAUAUGUAAUUAUGUAUGUAUGUAGUUUAAAUUUAU